AUGGCGGCAAUAUGUCUUAUGCAAUGUUGUUGUUUCCAGGCCUAUUAUCGGCAAGGAGUGGCCCUGCAGUGCCUGGGACGACAUGCAGAUGCCCUCGGAGCUUUCGCUUCUGCGCUUGCGCAGGAUGAUAAGAGUCCUCAACUGCUGAACUCGUUGACUGAGGCCGCGAUGAAGUCUCCCCUUAGAGGUAAAUAUUUUAGUAACAUGCAAUUUUCUUUUUAUGGUUUUUCUUUUCGUUGGAUUAACAAUUGAAAAGGAUGUCGUUUUAUCUAGUGGUUUUGGGAAUUUCUUCCUUUCAGAUUCGUGUUGUACAUCAUUUGAUAGAAACAAGUUGUGCUAUUUUUAUUUUAUUCUAUAACUGUUAACCAAACAUGACACAAUAAUUGGACAAUGCCUAGCUGUUCUGACUGUUUAAGAUUCCAAUUUGUGACCUUUUAACUGAGAACAGUCCUCUAGCAGUGGGGUUUUCUGCAUUUUAGUUUGCGGUAAAAAUAACGCUAUAAAAAUGGCCGGAUCGUUGUAGCGGAGCUUAGAUGGUAUUAAUAAAAUUCUGCGUAGAGCAGGUUUACGGUGGACCAAUCCUUACGCCUAAAUAUCCACUGAAUGCUGUCAACAGUUGCGAUACGGCUUGCUUUCUAGAUCAGUAUAACAUUUACCCAAUUAAAGCACAUCUGAAGUUCCACUGGUCCCUUAAAACCGACACUCCCGUCUAAGUUACUUAUAUAGCGGGACAGCACGCAUAAAAAGCUCAAGUGGUUGAUAUUAGCUAAAGACAUUCAUUCUUUCACCGCAAUUUGAACAUUACCAAAUAUUACGCACUUGAACUAUGACACGGGCUGAGCCGCAAAAAAGGUUUAAAGAUUCAAGCAGAUAUAAAUAACUUAACCUUGUCUUCUUGAAUAUCGAGCGCAUAGGGUAAGUGCGUUUGAUUUUGCCGCCAAGUCAAGAGUCCUCUAACAUCUGCUUUUACGAUAAAACAUUUCAAUGCGAGUUACCUUUCAUGGAUGCUUCUCUUUUCAUCGAUUCAAGUUUCAAAUUUUGUGAGAGUCUGUUCAGAACUCUAGUAGGCUGUCACUCUCUGAACUUCGACGUUCGCAUGCCCACUCGAAUGACUAGAAAGGGACUGCUAGUACAGUGCUUCUUUGGUCUUGUGUCUACUAAAUGUUGAGUGUGUGCAUAGAAAAAGGAAACCGACAAACUGGUCUUUGAUCAGUUUAUUAUGAUUAAAGCAAAGAAGUCAGAAAAAAGAUGUGAUCCAGUUCUUGGGGGGUGUUAAGAGCCUGUGACUUGAUGGUGGAGUGGUAACGUCAAGUUCAGAUUACGUUGUUAUCAGUUGAUUUACUCGAAUAAAACCUCAUUACAGCAUUUUGCUGUAAACAGUUUAUUCUGAUUUAAUUAUUAAAAACACGGAUUUGGGACUUUUUGUGGUUUUUGUGGGCAGAGAGGUUAUCACAAAUUUCUGUUCGAGUAGCCACGGUACAAGCCUAUUGGUUCUUAUAACUGUUUCUGUGGCGUUUUCAUUGUGAUAAGAAAUUAUAAGCUAAUCACUGUUAUUUUUACUGAUUUUUUUUUCAGCCACUUUAGAGCCAAUCUACAACCAGCUAAACAAAAUGAAACUUGACAAGAGCCCAUUUGUGAUGAUCUCAGUUAUAGGACAGGAGCUGUUAUCAGUGGGUCACUUAACAGCGGCAGUAGAUUGCCUUGAAGCGGCUUUGAAAGUCGGCACAUGCGGACUACGUCUCCGGGGUUCUGUUAUAUCAGCUUUGAGUACAGCUUACUGGAAAAUUGGAAAUGUAAAGAAGGCCAUGGAGUACAUGAAGCAAGAUCUAGAAACUGCGCAGUCACUGAACGAUAAAGCAGGCGAGUGUCGCGCGCUCGGCAACCUGGGAGGCGCGUAUUAUUCUCAGCGCAUGUACAAGGAGGCACUUGAACAUCAGAAAAGUCAACUGGCGAUUGCUAUGAAAACGAAAGACCGAAAGACGUCGGCCACGGCACUGAGCUCUUUAGGUCAUACUUAUGUGUCAAUAACUGAUUAUUCCAAUGCCCUUGCGAGCCAUAAACAGUCAUGUCACAUUUAUAAGGAGUUGAAAGACAAGCAAACGGAAGCUAGAGAACUCGGAAACAUCGGCGCUGUCCAUGUACUGCUUUCGGAUUAUGACAACGCCAUCAAAUGCCAUGAAGAACAUUUGAAAAUUGCUGUUGAGUUAGGUGACAAGACCGAGGAAGGCCGGGCGUAUAGUAACUUAGGAAGUGCGUUCCAUUACAAAAGAGACUUCGAUAGAGCGAUCCAGUUCCAUCGGCAAGUACUGGAUGUUGCGAAGAAGACCAAAGAUUCUUUUAUGGAGGCGCGUGCAUACGCAGGUCUUGGGCAUGCGCUGAGAUGUAAGGGUGACAUAGAGCAGGCAAAGACCUUUCAUGAGUAUCAACUGGCUUUGUCAAUCAAACUUGGGGAUCGCGCCACCGAGGGGCGAGCAUUAUCGAAUCUAGGAAUUAUUUUUCAGCAGAAGGGGCUUUAUGGGCAAGCCUUGAAACUGCAUAAAAGACACCUGGCCAUUUGUAAAGAGUUACAAGAUCGAGCGGGCCAAGGCCGAGCUUAUGGCAAUAUGGGCUGUGCGUACAGCGCCUGCGCGCGGUAUGAUCAAGCGAUUAAAUUUCACAAACAAGAACUAGUGAUUUCCAAAGAGGUAAAUGAUCGACCUUCGGAGGCGUGCACACAAGGGAAUCUUGCAGUUGCUUAUCAGGCCAUUGGAAGCCUUGAUAAAUCACUAAAACAUUACCAGCAGCAUCUAGUUAUCUCACAAGAACUGGGUGAUCAAUCCACCGAGGCCAUCGCGCUGAGUAAUCUUGGAAACUUUUACAGUUCUUGCGGGAAUUUCUCCAAGGCUAUUUCUUAUUACGAGAACUAUUUAUCUGUAUGCCGACAUUUGCGGGAUCAAGCGGGAGAAUGCAAAGCCUGCCACAAUCUUGGGUUCGCUCAUUACUCGCUCGGGAAUCAUCUGGACGCUGUUCCGUAUUACGAGCGGAAUGUUGCCAUUGCAAAAGAUCUGGAGGAUAAACCGAGUUUAGGUCGGGCUUAUUGUAAUCUCGGACUUGUUUACAGCGCUCUUGGCAAACAGGAUAAAGCGUUAGAAUGCCAGAAAGAGUUCUUAACUGUCUCCCAAGAAGCGAUGAACGUUCAAGGGGAGUUUAAAGCUUGCGGCAACAUCGGGGAUAUCUAUGUUACGUUAGGAAACACCAAUCAAGGAAUCCGAUUUUUCCAGGAACAACUGCAAGUCGCGAAAAAGGCGCAAGACACUUCGCUUGAGAGUGACGCUUAUGGCGCGUUAGGUAGCGCGUACAAGACUGCGGGCGAGUUUGAAAAGGCGUUGUCGUGUUUCAAGACGGAAUUGGAUCUGAGAAGGAGUGAAAAAGACACUCUAGGCGUUUGCAAGGCGUUGAGUAAUCUUGGAGGUGUUUACACGAGCAUGCAGAAGUACAGCGAUGCGUACAAUUGUUACUCGGAACAACUCGGCCUCGCUAUUGAACUAGACGAUUGCGUUUUGCAAGCGCAGGCUUACGGCAAUCUAGGUAUCACUAAAAUAAACUGUGAGGACUAUCAGGAUGCAUUGGGCUUUUUCGAACAGCAGAUCGCAACGUUAGAACAAGUGGCUAGUGCAGUGCUGGAAAGGGGUCAAGCAUACGGGAACUUAGGCGAAUGUUAUCACGUGUUGGGUGAUUACGAAGAGGCCGUUAAAUGCUAUGAGAAAUACUUAGCCGCUGGACAGCAGCUUGAUAGUGUGAUUGACCAGGACAAAGCGUAUCGCGGGCUUGGAAACGCACACAGAACCAUGGGAAAUCUCCAACAAGCUCUAGUGUGUUUUGAGAAGAGGCUGGUCGUAGCGCACGAGCUUACUGAUUUCCGCUCGAAGGGAACUGCGUAUUGCGAGCUCGGAAAUAUGCACAAGGUAUUGGGUAACUACGAACAAGCCCUUGCUUGCUUUGAGCAGCAGCUUUCUUUAGCAAGGGAUUGUAAUGAUCCAGUUAAUGAAGGUGAUGCUUUGUGUGGCCUGGGACUGGUAAAUCAGAAGAUGGGCGAGUACGAGAAAGCGCUCAAGCUCCACGAAGAAGAAAUGGCAAUCGCUGAUAAACUGAAAAAUGCGGGCCGGCGUGGCCGAGCUUCGUUUCAUCUCGGAGUGACGCAUGAGAUUCUCGGAAAUUAUGAACGGGCAGUAGUCUUUCAAGAACAACAUCUCAAUAUCGCCUCACAAAUGAACGAUGAGGCUGCCAAAGCGCAGGCGUACAGUUCACUGGGAAGAACGCACCACGAGCUUGGCAACUAUUCCCAAGCCAUCGCUUACCUCAAGCAGGGCCUCGUUAUCGUGCAGACUCUUGGGAGGACUGAGGAUGAGGCGCGAAUACGUCAUCGGUUGGGUUUGUCCCACCUGGCUGAUAAUCAGUUGGAGGCAUCGCAGGCUCAUCUCUUCUAUGCUGCGGAAUUAUUGGAAAAGCUUCGUGAGGAAGGUAUUCAUAGUGGCGAAUAUAAGCUUUCCUUGUACGAACUACAGGCAGCGACCUAUCAGGUUUUACAGCGUGUUCUAGUGACAAUGGGCAACCACGAAGACGCUUUAGCAGUCGCUGAGCGCAGUCGGACACGAGACUUUAUCGAUUUGCUCCAGGAGCGACAAGGAAGUAAUCGAUCAACGAACGGCAUAUCAAAGUUUUUGGAAAAUCCUUUGACCACACCAGAACAGAUUGCGGAUUUCGUGAGAAGCCAAAGAGCGACUGUAUUGUACUAUUCCAUUGCCGCUGGACACUUGUACAGUUGGCUUAUCACCCCAAGAAAAGGCAUUGUCAAGUUCCAUGAUUCGCUUCUGUCGGAUGGAGACCAUGAUAAUGAAAUCACUGUGGAUUUGGAUCAGAGUAGCAGUGCUGCGUACUCACACACCUCCACUCUAUUGGACUCUUACAUAACCCAAGUCAGAGAGGCCCUGGGGGUUGAACCUCAUUUGAAUUUGACCCGCGCAACCAGCAUAUCUGAGAGUGAAGCGGAAGACGCCUGGGAACGUGAGAGUCUACUCAGCGCUGGAACAAGCCCACUGUCCUACAUGUCAGCGGAUGACGACACUAUCAGCGUGUCGUCACUCUCGCUUGGGCAGUCAAGUUUUCGCUCGACUCCGAGAAGCAACGGUUUAUCAAAAAAGAAUGUGCGAAAGUUAAACGGUGUACGAACGAGUAGCAAGAAACUUGGUUGGACUGGUAAGCCUCCCCUUCGAGCUUUGUACGAGCUGUUAAUUGCGCCCAUGGAAGACGCAUUGCCGGCCUCAUCAUACUUCGAUGGUGACGAUUCCGAGCUUGCUUUGGUUCUUCAGGGGGACCUAUACCUUGUUCCAUUCCCUGUAUUAAAGGGAAGCCUUUCCAAGGAGUAUCUGUUCCGACGAUUUCGUCUAAUCGUUGUUCCUUCACUACAGUCUCUCGCCAUUAACAGCAAAGCUCUGAUGUCAAGGAAGACGGGUCUGGAUACAACUUCAGUUAUGGUGAUCGGAAACCCGAAGGUCCCGGCAACUUUCGGUCAGUGGGAGUCGAACCCUAGCGCCGAGCACGAAGCUAAGAUCGUGGCCGAACUUUUCAACACUAAACCUUUGAUUGGCAAUAUCGCAACGAAGAGUGAAGUUGUCCGGAAAUUACCUAAGGCGGAGUGCGUGCAUUUUGCCACCCAUGUCUCAUGGAAGCUAUCUUCCCUUAUUCUAGCUCCUCAGAAUUCCGAUGAUAAAUUCGCAUCCCCGGCAGGAUCACCCGAGAGGGCAAGUCUGGAUUUUCUCGGUGACAUGAGCCCUGAUGAAGCACCUGCUCUAUCCGAGUUUCUUCUCACAGCAUCCGACAUCUUGGACCAAAAAUUAUCUGCUAAGCUCGUAGUUAUUGGCGCCGCUCAUAACCAUUCAUCGCGUAAUCGUAUAACUUCGGAUGGAGUGAUCGGUCUAACGAGGUCGUUUUUGUCGGCGGGUGCUCAGUGUGUUUUGGUUUCCCUGUGGCCUGUACCUGAUCUGGCGUGCAAAUUGUUACUCAAGGCGUUUUACGGAGGGCUUCUGCAGGGAAUGCUAGCUAGUCAAGCCCUCUGCCAAGCCAUGCAAGUUGUCCAGGGAACCAAACAGUUUUCCCACCCAUCCAACUGGGCAGGGUUUAUUCUGGUUGGUGGUGACAGCGCACUUACAAACAAAGAAGCUUUGAUGAGUAGCGCCAUCUCUCAACUGUUGAACAACCCUGGCAAUUGCAGAGACGCUCUCAAGGUCCUUGUGCAUCUGGUAAGAUAUAGUAUGCCGUCUAGUGAUUUUUCGUAAAUUGCUCAACUCUCAACCUGUAUAGCGGGCAGUGGGAAAGAGGUGAUAAAAGGAAAGAAUGUUCACCCGUCCACCAACGUGCAGGGAGAAACCUUGACACGCAAAACGCGAGAAAAUUGCUUUUUUUCUCCUUUUCGUUUUUGGUGGCUUCAACGGAGCAAUUUCUCAUACUCUAAAGGCGAAUAGGUGCGCCUACUUUGUCUAUGUUUUUGUUCCUAUUUUUUUGUUGAUAAAGCCUUAGCUCAAUUUUUAUCUGUCAUCUUUAUUGCAUUUGUGUCGUUAGAGUUCAAACGUAUACUUGGUGCAAAUUCAUGUUUUUAGGUCGACAAAGCUCAACAACGCAUACGUCAAGGACAGCGGUCUUCCAUGUACACAGCAGACGCUAGUAUCAACGCUAAAGUCAAAGGAGCCAGUGGAUGGCGUGAGCUGCUUAAACUCCUUGGUUUCCGGUUUCAGAAGGCAUCCAAUGGAAUUCCAGACUCAGUUUUCUUUCCGUCCGUCGCCAGUGGAGUAGGGGAUAAGCUGGCUGAUGCUAGUAAUCAUCUGCAUGCCUUAUUGGGUAAGGUUGCUGUUUGUGUAGGAAGAUUGACUUAAACAAUACCGUAAACUGCCGCUUAUAAGCCCUGGGUUAUACAUCUUCGUAAGGGGUUUUAGGAGGGCUUAUUAACGGAGGGGCUUAUUUAUAUCCGAGGGGGCUAAUAACAACCGGAAUAGAAAAAGCACUUCGAAACAAGCUACAGUCUAAUCUCUCCUUACGGACACCUCUCUUUUACGGACAGUUUGUUUGGUCGCGGAAAUGCCAAAAAUCAUACAUUCCUUACCUCUAUAAUACGGACACCGCUGUAAAGCAGACACUUGGUUCUGUCACUUUGGUCUCCGUAUUGAAGAGGUCAUUGACUGUAUAGCAGUGCUGAUCAAAAUACGAUUUGCAUUUUGCACUAACCCUAACCCUAAGCUUCAAAACGUCAACACAACGGCCACCUUAGGGACAGAAGAAGGUGGCCAUUGUAGAGAGGUUUCAAACGAGGAUCAAUGUAUGGACUGUCCACCCAAAAAAGUGGUCGUUGUAGAGAGGUGGACACUGUAAAUCAAAUUCAUUGCAAGGGUGGCUUAUAUCCGGGGGGGGGGGACUUAUAAUCAGAUGUAUUUUUUUAUUUACUGUUAGAUGGGCCUACAACUGGGGGGAGGGGGAGGGGCUUAAAGGCGGCAGUUUACCGUCUAAGAAUUUGUUAGAGUGAGUGUUAGAUUCUGAUCACUCGAUCCUCGGGGUAUCUUAAUAAGCUAUCGACGUUUCUUGUCAUCUGACAGCUGUUCACUAACGGGAGGUGAGUGGUGGCGGAUGUUACGUUUACCAUUGGUACUAUUCAUGUUACAAUCCCCCAAAGAGCUUUUUUAAUAAAUUAAAAAGCUAGGUAAAAGAACUGAAAGCGAUAUCCGAGUCCUGUCACGAGACUGUUUUAGUGAUGUUCCUAUAACGUGUAUAGAGAGUCGAGAUUUCGUAAGAAUAGCAAAGAAGGUAUUGUCGUAAGAGUGAUUAUUGAAAAUUCUGUUUGUAAUUUUCGGAUUAUCUUAGCGAUCCUGAACACCUGCAUUCAAACAGAAAUUCGUGUUUUCCUGAAUGUGCAUCGAGGCUUCCGAAAUUGUUUUGGACUUUGUUUUGAAGCUUUCUACAAGAUUUGUCGUCAGCUACAGGGUCCUUGUAGUUAAAGCCAUAAAAAUGAUGAACAUAGAUGUGCGUGCACUCAACAAGUAAAUCAAGCACUAAAUUUUACCACUUGUUCGGGGCUCGUCGCUUUGUCUCGCCAUUGGGUACCUUGUUAGUUAUUUUGUUUAUUUAUUUAUUUAUUUUGUAAUCGUUUGUUAUCCGUUAAUCAGUUUAAUUUUAUUGGUUUUAUCCAAAACAAAUAAAGUGGAAAGCUGUUUAUCUCAUCAGAUUUAUUAUCAAAGUACUUUUUCCGACGUUUUGGUCAUUGCAAUGGUCUGUUUUUUUUUUUCUUGGAUGGGUGAGCACAAACUUUGGUCAGUCUGAAAGAUUAAGAAGUUUGAAUUAAUUUGUUGUAAAAUUGCUGCACUGGAGUAAAACAAACACAACGGGAACGUCGUCUUGAUUGCGGCACUUGAAAGGUGGAGUUGAUAAGAUUAAGAUUCCCAAAUGACGGUUAUUAUCCACUUUUUUGAGUCGGAUCUUUUUCUUAGUGAGUAGUCUAGACUGAAGAAGGAAAAACAGCGGUCUAAUCUGAUAGAAAUCUGAUAAACAUCAGUGAGAAGAUGCCGUACUAAUUAUAGCCUCGACUAUAACAGUUAAAAGUACUUACUUUUACCGGUUUAUGAGUUAUGGAAGUUAGCUUUAACAAGUUGUUUUAAGAUGUUUAAGACUUCAGCUUGUUUCCUUGGAAAUGAAACCCUCAUAUUUCGGUAAAAUCGUAGUGAAUCCGGUCCGUGAUUGUAACAGUUUGGUUGAUUCCUAUGUCAAGCAGUUGGUUAUUAUCAAGCUAUCAGGAUUUGUAGUCACCGAAGGGGGCGUUGAAUACCGAGAGGGGAGGGAGGAACCGGGAGACUGGAAAGAGACAGAAAAAGGGAGCUCCAUCUCUCGUUUCAGUGAUUUUGUUACAAGUAGUUAUGGUGAGUCCUGGGACUCAUCUUGUAAAAAAUAAUGAGUCCCAGUCCAGAACCAUUGAGUUUAAAAACACGAGCACCCGGGAUCUUUAGGUAACCACACAGUUAAUUCAAAGACAGACUCCAAAACUCUGUAUUACAGUUAACUGAAAUACAAAUGUACUCCUUCUAAUAACAAGGACAACAAAGACUAAAAGAAGUAUGCGUCGUUAAACAACAGCCACAAGAACAGCCAGGAUAUUCUUCAAAAACAUCUUCAGAUCGAUCAAUCGAUCUUUGCGCCACAGAUUAUUUUGCGUCUUUGGGGAUUUUUCUGCGUCGGGGUUGCAGGGCGCAGAGGUAACAAAAUCACUGUCUUUUCCCUUUCGCGUUUUUCUGCCCCCCUUUUGCGCUUACCAAGACCUUUUUGCCUCCCCAUUGCUUUAAUAUGAUUAAAGCGGCAUCCGGUGGGGAAGGGACCUAUUGCUUCUUAACUAAAGGUUGGUUGUAUUUGUUGGUUGCAGUGAUUUACUGACGUUUUUGCUUGGCCUGACUCCAAAAUAUAGAGGGUCGCCGCUUAAUAGAGGCUCGACUAUAUAAGCUAAGGCAAGAGCGGAAAACGUGUGUGCGCUGGUUUAGAUUUGUUUUACCUUUCCUCUGAUUGGUUCACAAAGUGGUCGAGGCAUCUGCCAAAUUGAUUGCGCCACUCAGUUGAAAUUAAUGAGUCUUUUUUAUCGGCACAACCAAGUGAAACACUUGUAAAUUGUAGAGUUGGUCUGUCUUUGUCAGCUAGUUGUCUGUUACCAUUCUUUAAGAUAGUCAACUGGUGGUAAAGAUGUUCAUUCUUUUUUUUACUUCAGGUCUCAGUCCUACAACUCUUCAAGCUCUGGCCAAACUUGUCAACGCGCGCACCGUUAAUACUGCACUUCUAUCACUGGUAAGCCUGUGCAAUAUUUACGUCACAAGUUCACUCAGUAAUCCUUACUCAGUUAACUAAACCAGUCGAAAUACCCCUUUGUAUGAAAGAAUUAACAAAAUACGGUCUUGUAUUAUGGGGUUAAUAACGUGUUUCUUCUUCUUCUUUUUUCCUUACAGUUCAGUCAGGUUCUGUCCUGUUUCACUCAAGGAAUGAACAACGUACAGGUUCCUUUGAAUCUCAAGUUAUGGCGCACAGUGGGCUGUCACGAGCUACUUGCAUCUCUUGGCUUUGAUCUGAUCGGUGUUGGAAAAGAAGAGGUCAUGUUAAGAUCAGGCAAAGCCAACAGCAGGCGUGCUAUACAGUGCACAGUACAGGCCCUCUGUGCUCUCACGGGUGAGUAUGUUACAGCUCAUAUUUGACCUCAGAUUAAUUUUGUCUCCUAGCCCUAUGAGACAAAGGAAAUUGUGAAUCAAUUUUAACCUGAAAUCAAAUUUGACUUGAAACAAGUAUACUUGUACAGGGAAGAUAUGUACCUCAGGAAGUCUAUCACGAAACUAUCGACUUAAUUGGGAAGAGUUGACUUCAAUUGGGUGACUUUUCGUACGAUAUAAUAAGUCGGGUAGACCUGAGGAUUGAAAUGCAGCUUUUCGUUUGAUCUUCUUGUCUUUUCAGACGGGAAUGUUUGAGACGGGAAACUUGCCUUUAAUCAGAUUCAUAUUACCCGAGCUUUUAGUCAUGAAUUUCCGUUAGAUGACGGUUUCCCGUCCGUCUAAAUACAAAAUGCUAAAUGAACAUCCCCCUCCGCAGAAAAGUCCUACUGUUAGCUUUACUAAUACGCAACUGAUUGAACUGCGUCAGUGGUCAAAAGUUCGAUUCAUCUUGACUUACAGGGCAAGCAUUCACUUACACAAAUGUUGAAGAACCUACAAUGUAGCACAUAGUACCACACCUCAUCUACUAUAGUUGUCACUUGAAUGAUGUUACUGAAGAAUUUUAUCCACUGGGUCAAAAGUAGAACUACUUUGCCUCUCAUGAGAAAUAGAAUCACUUCAAAUGUCGCAUGGAGCUUUAUACUAGCUUUCACUUGAAUGGUCUUAUUUCUAGGAUGUUAUCCAGUCUCUAGAAGUUCCUUAGUAGAGUACGCUUGUAGUUAACAUCUGUACGAAUUGGCAUUUUAAAUUUUUUCAACAAGUUAAGAGAAGAAUGGGUUUUGUGUUUGACGUGAACUCAUCGACUUCCUUUUUUGUCGCAGAUUCAGAGAAUCCAGCCGAAAAGGAGGACCCGACAUUUAAACUUGCCAAAGUUCAUUCCGCUUCCACUGUAAUCUCCAACUUGUCCCUUAUCUCAGCCUCAAUCGAAUCCGAUCUUGAUUCUAAAGUUGGCGGUUCAAAUCCUGACGUCUCCAGUAUAGGGGGCUCAAGCAUGAGGGCUAAAAACAGCAUCAUCGCAAGGCCCGUUAAAUCUGAGGCCCAACCGUCAUACGACUCCAGCCGCCCAGUGGUAACUGCCGAACCCGAGCGAAGAAACAUGCGAGCCAUAUCUAAGUCACAAGUACUGCCUGUAAAUUCAAAGAAACGCUCGGAAUCUGUACAUAAGUAUGCCAGCUUCAACGGCCAUAUUCCUAGUAAUAAGAGACAGUCUUCGACGUCUUCGGUUACCGAUCAUUCUCGGACCUCUUCGAUCCCCGAUCCGUCGGACUCUGAUAUUGAUAGUUACUCGGAUAUUGUCGGUCAACAGUCGUGGAAGGACACUGUAAUUAGUAAUAAAGGUGUUGAUCUUUCCGUGGAGAGUUCUCGGCGCAACACUAAACAGAGAGUUGCAAAUGUUGUACCUACCACGUGGGCAUCAAGUGCAGCCAAUCCUGCGGGCAGCGUGAUUUCUUUCGGUGGACAGCAGCGUAGAGUCAUUGAAGAUCAGGCAAGAACUACAAAACAGAACUCGAAAAGUUACGAUUCUCUGACUAACGGAACUAGACAGUCUGCACCCAAUGUUUAUGCUGUCAAUGGGAAGGAAUCACCACGCGAGAAUGGCACGUUUCGUGGGCGGGCCCAAAGGAGAACCAGAAGUGAGAGCCAAGACCUUGUCCUCCAAAAUGGUCCUCGGGCAACUGCGUAUGGUCGAUCUAAGUCCAUACCGAGACAAAGGGGGAAUGGGUCGAGCGACGAGGAGGAAUCAGAGCAACCAAGAAAUACAAGAUGGAAAGGCAGUGCUACUGACUUGAGAGUGAAUCGUGUUAUAAUUGGAGCUUAUAGAACUAAUCAACCAGAACUCUUAAGAGUCUCGAGUGUGGAUUCGCCCACUGAGGCCCAGAGGGCUUCAAGUAAUAGAAUUACACCUACACGAAACGGUGAAUUUAGGUCAAAUCACGCUGAUCAACUUGCAGCAGAAAUGCAACAAGGGAGGAAAAAUUCUCUCAGUGGGAGAAAGCAGUCGUUUCCGAAUUUUCGCGACGAUUCCCAGUCGUCUCAAGAUAGCACCGACUACGAGUCACGACAAACUGCCGCGGAGCAAGCAGCGGUUGCCCUAAUGACCAAUCGGGCGACUCGUGUGCCGACGCAGUCACUGAAUGACGUACGUCAUUCCCAGCGGCCGGUUGAGAUGGUAUCCAUGGGAACAGAGAAUAGAAAACUCAGGAGGGAGCAUCUUGCUAAUCUAGCUCAUCUCCAGUCCUCGUCCUGUUAGCACGGCCUGGUGAGUGUAAUUUUUUUUCUCAGUUCCUUUCAUUUCUAAAUACCUCAAUGUAAGACCAAGGAUCGGGUUGUGGAAGCGUCCUUGAGAAGGUAAAUACAGUCAACUCUCUCUUAACGAACACCUCUCUAAGACGGACAUCCGGUGUUGGUCCCUGCCGAUUUUCAGUCAUUUUACCGUAACUAUUCUCUCUAUUAGACGGACACCUCUCUAAGACGGACACCUGGUGUUGGUGCCUGCCGUUUUUCAGUCAUUUUACUGUAACUAUUCUCACUAUAAGAAGGACACCUCUCUAAGACGGACACCUGGUGUUGGUCCCUGCCGUUUUUCGGUCAUUUUACUGCAACUAUUCUCACUAUAAGAAGGACACCUCUCUAAGACGGACAACGGACACUUUUGAAACCGUCAACCGACACUUGAGAAGUGCUUUAUGCAGUGAAAAAUACCUCAAAAAGGAAAUGUGUGGGUGCUCUACAUGACAGAAAAUUGCAAAAGUUUGAUUAUUUUGUAUUCCUGCUCCAUUUCGCAGAGUAUACACUGUUACGCUUUUAGACCACGAAGCGGUGAACAGUUGCUUUAUGAAUGAACGUUUGAUUUCACGAUGAGAAAAUGAUUCCACUUUGCUGCUAGAAUGUUCAAGUUUUUAGCUGUUUUGUACAAGUUAAACAGACGUCUUUCCAUUACGAAUGGGUUCGGUGUUGUUUCUUAAAAUUACUGGCGUCAUGUUACCUUGAUUCUCUAUAUGCCGGAAACCUUUCUAAGACGGACAGUCAGGGCCGGUCCGUAAGGUGUCUUAGUCUUAGAGAGACUUGACUGUAUUUAUCAUUGUAGUGACUUGAAGAGUUUGUCUCACGUUUAUUAUGAAUUUGGCAAAGGUUCAGAUCGAAACCUCCACUCGGACAAGGCCUUUAUAACAGAUUUCUUUAGUAGCUUCUGUGGGCAUGUGUCUAGAAUGUUAAGAUGCACAUUCUGAGAAAGUGAUGGAAAGAACUACAGCGCCCCCUUUAAUAGCAAAAAGGUUGCUUCAUUAUUAAACGAACGGCGGCAAUUUAACAAUUUCAAAGGGGUCACUAAACUGGUUUCUAAGUUAUAAGCACAUAAAACUGAAAGCAAGCGUAACAUCUUCUGUAUAUUUAUUUUGCAGAUGUUUUGAACCCACUUGGCUGGCGUAUUUUGAUUCGGCAGAGAGUGAAUUUUAAGCCUUGCGUGUUUUUAGAAUGAAUACAAAAUAUUUUUGUACCUAUGGACCACAUUGGUUCCUUGGCAGAAGUACUUUAGGAAAAAUAAUAAUUAUCUUGAAAGAAUGCGUUCAAUAUUUUUCUUAAAAAAGGACUCGCUAGUACGUUGAGUCUACUUUUUUAUCAGCCUUGGCCGAUAGAUGUUGAAUUACCAAGCUCUACCCGGAGUAGUCUCUCAUUUUCCCCAUGGUACGAAGCGAAAAACGCGAGUACGCGUGAGGAAGACGACACGCGAUGUUCGCGCGUUCUCGCGUAUUUCGCUAGCUAUAAUCUCCCUGAGGAAAAUGGAGAACUACUCUUAGUCUAAGAAAUUCUCAGCGUUUAUGUUUAACCCUUUCACUGCUUGGACAGACCACAAUCUAAAUAUUAUAGCUGAGGGGCUUCUGUUGGCUUUAAAGUGUUAGAAGAAGCUUCAAGGCCCAAUAAGUGGAUCCUUAGGAAAGUGCUACGUACAGCUUUUAUUGGAAAUCAGUCAAGGGCAUAGGUCGGCUACUGGUCAUAGGGCAGCAUUAUUCACAGACUUACAAGUUAGAAAUCACAUUAUUCAACAUACAAACCAGCAACACAAAUACUAAACUUACUCUUAUAGCAAAUGUCACUUUUAAGAACUUUGUCCAGGCUUGAAAGAAUGGUGUAAUUAAGAUCACAUUUUAUUACUUGGCGGACUAUGAUUUUUUAACUACGGUACUUAAAAUAUGAACCACACCAUACAACGACGUCAACAUGGCCAUGUAAGAAGUACCAUUCAUUGACUUUAAUAUGAUGAGUCUGUGACCACGUUAAGACAAUCGGUUUCCUAAACGACGCAACGUGUAUUGCAGUGAAAGGGUUAAUUUCUGGGAGAUUUUUCAGUUGUAAUAUCUUUCAUUGUGUCUGGCUUCUUCUUGAUAAACCUGGGUAUCUUUUUCAGUCGUUCGUGUUAGGCAUGUGUACUACAAAAGAGUUUAACAUCGUUCCAUUCUGACAAUAUAUUACAAUUUCCUAGUGAAAUACGUUCUUUGCGGAAUUAUGCUUGUUUGCAGCCAUCUGGGUUUGCAGCGAGGUUCAUUCGUGAAUAUUCGAGUUACAAGUUAAAAGACAGUAAACUUCCAUUUGCUAUCCUAUGUCUAUGUUCUGUUGCAACUUAGGAUGCUUACUAUCCUGCGAGUAAGCUGUCCAUUUUGGGGGAGUCACGCGAGAGCAGUGAGUGCGAGGGGCGCGCGUCUCGCUUCACUCCCCCCAAAUAAAAGAGCUUGCUAGCAGGCUAGGUGCUUCCCUAAAGCCAGAACUGGCUGGUCAUGCUGGUCAUUUUGAAAAUGGAAUAGGCCUGUAGCACUCUCGACAGUUUUCGCUGAAAACUUAUCUCUGUCGUGAAUAAUGUUUAGAAAGACUGUCGUGAUUAAUACUGAAAUUCUUUUUACGACUAAACAAGCCUGGCCGGCCAGCAAGCGCUCCAAGUUCCCAGGGUUCGCGUGCAGGACAUAGAAAGGAGUCCAGCUCGAGAAUUGAAGGAAAGUUGGAUAAAAUUCGGGUUGGUUUGAGCAGGAAACGAAAAUACAUACCACAAGAAAAAUAUCGCGGGGUAUAAUGAAUUGCAUUUCUUUCCAUAACACGGGCUACUGUCUUUUAUCUUCUGUUUAAGAAUCCUGACUGACCUCUGAUAAAUAGUAUCAUAUGGUGUCGCAUAGAUUCUUUAUAGUAAACGUAAUUAAAUCCAUCAUUACAUUUAUUGACAAAUUAAAGUUUACAAAGGUAUCGUUCAACAGUAAACUAUUGUCAUUGUUUUUCAUAGAACUUUGAAAGUAUUAAGCCUGAGAAAACAGCAGACAUAUCGCGACGCCACCACUGGUUUCCCCGCGAAAUGACGUCUGAGAAACGAACGCAGAACUUCCAUACUGAUGACGCCUCACUACCCAGAUCUGGGUCGUCCUUUUGAUUGGUCGUGCC
Molecule: messenger RNA, 15680 nt
Organism: Porites lobata
Lineage: Eukaryota; Metazoa; Cnidaria; Anthozoa; Scleractinia; Poritidae
Source: the annotation of a GenBank genome assembly